AUGACGGGUCGCGCACCCUCUCCAGCGCUAUCCACCACUUCAGUUGCCACAGUCAGCGCAGGAACAAAAAGGAAAGAACGAGAAUACGAACAGGAUCAUGGCGAAGAGACCAACAUCAAUGUCGUUGUUAGAUGCCGUGGGCGUAGUGAUCGAGAAGUACGGGAGAACAGCGGUGUGGUUGUGUCUACAAAUGGUGUCAAAGGACAAACUGUCGAGUUAUCAAUGGGACCAAAUGCUAUCAAUAAUAAGACCUACCACUUCGACAGGGUUUUCUCACCAGCGGCAGACCAAGCCAUCAUCUUUGAAGAUGUGGUUGCACCAACGCUUACCGAAAUGCUCUCCGGAUACAAUUGCACCAUUUUCGCCUAUGGACAGACUGGUACUGGAAAGACAUACACCAUGUCUGGAGACAUGACUGAUACUCUCGGUCUGCUUUCGGAUGCGGCAGGAAUCAUCCCUCGGGUUCUAUAUUCGUUGUUUCAAAAACUGGAAUCAGACGAAAUCGAAUGUUCGGUGAAAUGUUCAUUUAUUGAGCUUUACAAUGAGGAGUUACGGGAUCUACUAUCUGUCGAUGACUCAGUCAAGCUGAAGAUUUAUGAUGACACAAGCAGAAAAAAUCAUAUCGCGACUACCGUGCAAGGCAUGGAAGAGUCUCACAUUAAAUCCGCUGCAGCCGGUAUCAAACUUCUGCAGGCGGGCAGCCAUCGGCGCCAAGUUGCGGCUACAAAAUGCAACGAUCUCAGUUCGCGAAGCCACACCGUCUUUACAAUCACCACACAUUUAAAGAAAGUCAACGAGGCAGGCGAAGACUACAUCUGCUCUGGAAAACUGAAUCUGGUCGACCUGGCGGGUAGCGAAAACAUUCAACGUAGUGGUGCCGAAAACAAGAGAGCUGCCGAAGCCGGGCUGAUCAAUAAAAGUUUACUGACUCUUGGCCGUGUGAUUAACGCUCUAGUCGACCGGAGCUCACAUAUCCCAUAUCGCGAGUCCAAACUGACGAGGUUAUUGCAAGAUUCUCUUGGUGGGAGGACCAAAACAUGCAUCAUCGCCACAGUCUCUCCAGCUAAAAGCAAUCUUGAGGAAACGAUCUCUACACUUGACUAUGCUUUCCGAGCGAAAAACAUCCGGAACAAACCACAGGUCAAUUCUUUGAUCUCCAAGAAGACACUCUUGAGAGAAUAUACAACGGAGAUUGAGAAAUUGAAGAGCGAGUUGAUCGCCACACGACAGCGAAAUGGUGUCUAUCUCACAAACGAGCAAUAUGAAGAGAUCACAGUAGAGAGCGAAUCUCGCAGAAUCCUCAGUGAUGAACAGAAAGCGAGAAUCGAAACCAUGGAGGUCAGCCUUCGAAACAAGGUCCAGGAACUGUUCAGUCUUACGAAUAAUUUCACUUUGCUGAGAAGAGACACUGAAUCGACACGAACAACUUUGGAAAGUACCAAGGACGUCCUUAUCAAGACAGAGGCUGUGCUCGCCAAUACAAGGGACCUAUUGGCAGAUGAGCAUGCUCUCCGUGAGGCUCAUCAAGCUACGGAGGAAGAGCUCUUUGGUCAAGGGACUGAAUUGGUCUCCACCAUUAGCCAAUCACUGAGUGACAUCAACGGACUGCAGGCAAAACUACGGCGCCGCUCAGACCUUCACACUCAAAAUCGUGAGACUUGGAAGACUUCUGCUGGUUUGGUAACCGACGUUUCUGGCAUGAUCGAUGCUCGUAUCGAACACUUCCAGGCUUCUCACGCGCAUAUAAUUACUACUAGCUCUAGUUUCAUCGAAAAAUUCUUGUCGUCAGAGACAGCGCGACUUGAGACAUCAGCUGAUGUCAUGCUCACCAAGAUUUCUCAACUAGAACAGAACAGCCAGAGUUUUCAGAGUCAGUCAGGUGAUGAUCGAGAUGCAAUGAACAAUGUUCUCGAAGAAAUCAAAGACCUUCGCGAAGAGGUCAAAGAAAAGGUGAGUGAGGGAUUGCAAGGCCUUUCUGCUGCAGCGGCAAAAAUAUCAGCAGAGGUCAUCUCAGAGCUGGAUCAAUUUCAUGCUCAGCUUCAUACAUCGUACAGCGGCUUGGGCAAAGACUUCAAGAACUUGUUCGAUGAUUUGACCCAACAACUAGCAGCACAGCGUCGUGAGGCUGAUGAGCUGAGAUCGGCACUCGAGGCAUCCAACCGAGCAAAUCUUGAGGCAACAUUGACAGCAUCCUCACAAUUGCAAACAGUCUUGGAAGAAGAGAGAAAGAACUCGAUAGAAGAACGAGAGAAAUUGAAGGAUCAGAUCUUCAAACUAUUGGAUUCGUCAGCAGCUCAACAGCAAGAAAGACUAUCUGACAGGUUGAUUAAUACUCAAACCAGUCUGGUUGGCGCUAGCGAGAGCUUUGAAACUGCGGACAAGGCUUACAAAGAAGGCAUGGAUCAGUGGAGCGCCCGGGAUGCAGAGUUGAUGGCCACAGUUGUCAGGUCGAAGGAUGAAUUGAAAAACAAGAUGAAGGGAGACUGGACGGCUAUCAAUUCUCGAAACACGGCGAUUCAAAAGUCUACCAAAGCUGUACACGAAGAAACAGUCAAAAUUGUUGAUGCUCAGCUUGCAGACAUGGCAACUCAGAUGGCUGCUCUUGACGAGUUUGUGACAAGGGCACGAUCUCAAAAUGACAAUCAUCACGCUGCACGGGUUGUCAGCUUGAAACAUCUAGCCACGAGUGCACAAGAUGGGCUCUCUCUUGCCAUUAAAGAUUCAGAUGAAAGCAAAAUAACAUUUGCCGAACUUGGUAUCAGCCAUGCAGCACAAAUGACCGAGAUUGAGCAGCUGGUGAACACGCUUCAGGACGAAACCCGGGAGCCCUUGCAAGGGCUCAAGGCAGAUAUUUCAGAAUACACCAUGGUGGAUUAUAUCCCAACUGGACAAACACCACAAAAACGAGACUGGACAUACCCUACUCAACUUUCACGAACAGAGAAUCACGAAUCUCUCAUUGCAAGACGCCGAGGACUGCCGGACCCUAACAUGGCCAUGGCCAAGACACCUGGAAAGUCACCUCGAAAACCGCAAGUCUCACCUCGAAAGGGGCAUUCUUCACCUAUCAAAGGCCCAAGCCCAAGCAAGACAAAAGUUUUCACGGAUGUCAUGAAGCCGGAGAAGAGUCACUUCUCCAAAUCAUUUCAUGACCACGGCCACACAAUCUCCAUCCCAAUCGACCAGAUGAAAUCCAGCUUGAAGGAGAUCGACAUCAACGUGGUGCCACGACCGACUUCAUCAUCAGCAUCAGCAAUGGGUGACGACCGACCGGUGCUGAUCGACUUCAGCAAAAGCAUCGGCAGCGGGAGUGUUGGAGCUAACGGCGCACCUCCAUUGAAGAGACACGCAACAACCAACGCCGUCGUCGAGAGCAAAUUACCUAUGAAGCUGGCAAGAGCCAAGAGUAGCGUCGCCGCCAUGGCUGCAGGAAGCGGUGUGGAAAAUUUCAGCCAGAGCGUUGGUCCACCACCCGUGCUCGCGUCUGGGAGACGUUUGAGGAGUAGUCCUCCUGAAUAA
Messenger RNA from Exophiala bonariae, 3519 nucleotides. RefSeq lists its product as uncharacterized. Gene Ontology annotation, biological process: microtubule-based movement; mitotic spindle assembly; spindle elongation. Gene Ontology annotation, molecular function: plus-end-directed microtubule motor activity; microtubule binding; ATP binding. The record is from RefSeq and is a predicted model, not a curated record. NCBI's taxonomy places the organism in Eukaryota, Fungi, Ascomycota, Eurotiomycetes, Chaetothyriales, Herpotrichiellaceae. Gene Ontology annotation, cellular component: spindle microtubule; nucleus; mitotic spindle. The transcript is spliced from 2 exons. The coding region runs from base 1 to 3519 and encodes 1172 amino acids.